This is a messenger RNA of Aureobasidium musti, 1818 nucleotides long. The record is from the annotation of a GenBank genome assembly. NCBI's taxonomy places the organism in Eukaryota, Fungi, Ascomycota, Dothideomycetes, Dothideales, Saccotheciaceae.
AUGGUCAGAGAUCGCCGCUCGUCCAGAGUGGACGACACUCUAAUUGUUUCGAUUGACCUUGGAAGCACUUACUCAGGUUCUGCAAUCACUUACUCUGGCAAGCCUGAGCCUCCGGAGCAGCUGCAGUCUAUUNNGCAGGGUAUAUGGACGGGAGGAGACAAUUGCGAGAAAGUCCCUACUCUGCUUCGCUAUGAGAUUUCCGCUGAGAACACUCCUCAACCCAAACGAUCACGCAACAGACGCGCUGGUAGUGAUGAGAGCGCUCUNUUUAUCAGUCAGGUGCAUGCUGAGGUCGCCGAGUGGGGCUUCGAAGUCGAUCAGGACCAAGAGCACAUCCAGUUUGUCAAGCUUUUGCUUGACCCAAGCCAGCAACUUCCUGAGUAUGUCUCGCGCACAGAGCUUGAGGCUCGCUUGAAGAGAGCCCACAAGACUGCUGUCCAAGCAGCUGCAGACUACCUUAUCAACCUGAAACAGCAUGUCUUGGAGCACAUCGAGACACGCUUUGGAGAAAACUUGUUCGGUGACACAAGAAUCGAGUUCGUUCUUACAGUCCCAGCUGUCUGGUCGGAUGCGGCCAAGGACGCUACCAUGAAGGCUGCAGAAUUGGCUGGCAUGAACGAAGACGACAACUUGUCUAUGAUCACUGAACCUGAAGCUGCUGCUCUUUGCGCUCUGAAGACUGUUGCAGGCGUCAACGUCAACAGAAAGGAUGUCUGGAUCGUCUGCGAUGCAGGUGGAGGUACCGUGGACCUCAUCUCAUACGAGGUCAAGUCACUUUCUCCGUUCGUGAUCGAAGAGGCUGUUCCAGGCAACGGUGAUGUUUGUGGAAGCGGUCUGAUCAACAUGCGCUUCCAAGCAUAUGUGAAGUCCAGAAUGGGUACUCAAGCUCUCGAGAGAUACAUCGAAAGAAACGACCGAGCCUGGGCCCAAUGCUUGAAGCAUUUCGAAGACCGCACCAAGAGAGACUUUGACCCCGAAAAAUGGCCUCGCAAGGUCUAUCCCAUUCCUUUGUGGAAUGCUCCUGAUGAGCCUGACGCCGACAUCGAAGACAACCGUAUCAAUUUGUCUACCAUGGACCUGACCGAGAUCUUCCGUCCCAUCGUUCAAUCUUCUUUGAAGCUGAUCCAUGACCAGUACGAAGCCUUGUUAGAAAAGGACAAGCAACCCAGGGGCCUCAUUCUUGUCGGUGGUUUCGGAGUUUCCAAACAUCUGAUGCAAACCAUCAAGAACCACUUUUCGGCAGUUGCGCCUGGAUUCGAGGUCAUCAGACCCAACCACGCCUGGUCAGCUGUUGCUAUUGGUGCCGUCCUCCAUCGUCUCGAAGGUGCUUCGAUGGUCAAGAGCCGCAUUGCCAGAAGUCACUAUGGCGUUCUGACCCGUACGUAUUGGAAGGCGGGAAAGCACAGCGAAGAAUCCAAGGUUUGGGACCCCGUUGAGGAGACCUGGUACGCCGACGAUGUGAUCCAAUGGUAUGUCACAAAGGGCCAGUCGAUGGUUUCUGGAAACUACAUUCCCAUGCCUUUCUUCAUUACCAGUCGGGAGCCUACUGAGAGCGAGAUCAUCACCAUGAUCAUCAGUGAUGAAGAUGAAGAGCCCCUCGAGUUCAAUCCCACGGAGAAGACUCGCAGGCUUUGCGCUAUCACUGCUGAUCUGAGUGAUGUACCUCGCAACAAAUGGAAAUCUCGCGGACGUGGAAAGAAGAAGUAUGUGUUCCUCGAGCACAGCGUGGGCUUUACCUUUGGCCCGGGCGGCCUGCUCUUCGACGCCAGAGUUGGCCAGGAGGUUGUUGGCACUGCUAGAGCCGACUACGAGCAGUAG